AUGGCGGACCGGUACUCGUUCUCGCUCACAACCUUCUCGCCCAGCGGCAAGCUUGUACAGAUUGAAUAUGCUCUCAACGCCGUCAACCAGGGCGUAACAGCCCUGGGCAUCAAGGCAACCAACGGUAUUGUCCUCGCCACGGAAAAGAAAUCAUCCACGCCCCUCGCCGAUCCCUCCUCCCUCUCCAAAAUCAGCCUGAUUACCCCCAACAUCGGCAUGGUUUACGCGGGCAUGGGUCCCGACUACCGCGUGCUGGUCGACCGCGCGCGCAAGGUCUCACACACCAACUACAAGCGCAUCUACAACGAGUACCCGCCGACACGCAUCCUCGUGCAGGAUGUGGCCCGCGUCAUGCAGGAGGCCACACAGUCGGGCGGUGUGCGGCCGUACGGUGUGAGCUUGUUGAUUGCCGGCUGGGAUGAGGGGAUCCUGCCUGAGGAGGAGGAGAAGACAACAGAGGGACAGGGGACGUCAACGGGGGAAAAGAAGAAGGCGCCUGGUGGUAAGACGGGUGGGAUCCUUAAGGGCGGGCCGAUGCUGUACCAGGUUGAUCCGAGCGGGAGCUACUUCCCUUGGAAGGCGACGGCCAUUGGGAAGAGCGCGGCGACGGCUAAGACGUUCUUGGAGAAGCGGUAUACGGAGGGGCUGGAGCUCGAGGAUGCGGUGCAUAUUGCGCUGUUGACGUUGAAGGAGACGAUUGAGGGCGAGAUGAACGGGGAGACGAUCGAGAUUGGCAUUGUCGGCCCGCCGGCAGACCACCUCCUCGGUGUCGAGGGCGUCGAGGGUGCAAGGGGCCCGCGCUUCCGGAAGCUGACACCGCAGGAGAUUGAGGAUUACCUGACGAAUCUAUGA
This is a messenger RNA of Thermochaetoides thermophila DSM 1495, 852 nucleotides long. RefSeq lists its product as uncharacterized. NCBI's taxonomy places the organism in Eukaryota, Fungi, Ascomycota, Sordariomycetes, Sordariales, Chaetomiaceae. Bases 1 to 852 code for a protein of 283 amino acids. Gene Ontology annotation, cellular component: proteasome core complex; proteasome core complex, alpha-subunit complex. The record is from RefSeq and is a predicted model, not a curated record. The transcript is spliced from 5 exons. Gene Ontology annotation, biological process: ubiquitin-dependent protein catabolic process.